Messenger RNA from Danaus plexippus (monarch butterfly), 2716 nucleotides. It is a transcript of the gene Cyp40, whose product is annotated as peptidyl-prolyl cis-trans isomerase D. Gene Ontology annotation, molecular function: protein binding; peptidyl-prolyl cis-trans isomerase activity. The record is from RefSeq and is a predicted model, not a curated record. Gene Ontology annotation, biological process: protein peptidyl-prolyl isomerization. Gene Ontology annotation, cellular component: intracellular membrane-bounded organelle. The transcript has 8 exons. Lineage: Eukaryota; Metazoa; Arthropoda; Insecta; Lepidoptera; Nymphalidae. The coding region runs from base 191 to 1324 and encodes 377 amino acids.
AAGGGUUUGCGGUAGGACCUUUCAAUGGGUGUUUCUUUUGCUUUGUUUUUGUUUAGUUAACACAGGCAUAAGUCAUAACGACUUUUAUCACACGAAAUAAAUUCAGAAUGGUCAAUUAUGCUGUUAUUUAUAUUUUCUAAUUAAGAUAUUAUUUUAUAAAUGGCUUUAGAAUUGUGAUAUUGUGAAGAUAAUGAUAACGGAGCUCCAACAAAAACACAGGAACCCUUUAGUAUUCCUAGAUAUUUUAAUUGAUGGAGAGAAAGCCGGGAGAAUUGUGAUAGAAUUAAGAUAUGAUGUUGUGCCUAAAACUGCUGAGAAUUUUCGUGCCUUAUGCACAGGAGAAAAAGGGAUUGGUAUUCAUGGAAAAGCACUACACUUCAAAGGAGUUAGAUUUCACAAAGCGAUCACACAAUUCAUGAUCCAGGGUGGUGAUAUCAUACAUGGUAAUGGUACCGGCGGUGAGAGCAUCUACGGCCUGACCUUCGAAGAUGAAAACUUCAAGCUUAUUCAUGAAGCAGGUGUCCUCAGUAUGGCGAAUGCUGGGCCAAAUACGAACGGAUCACAAUUUUGCAUCACCAGUGUGCCUUGUCCACAACUAGAUGGCACUAACGUAGUUUUUGGACGGGUGCUGGCUGGCCUGGGGAUAGUUCAGGAGAUACAGAGCCUGUCCAGUGACGAUACGCCCUCGGUCGAGUGUGUGAUCGAUGACUGCGGUGAGAUAGUGGACCUGGAUACAUGGGAUGUUUGCUGUCAGGAUGGAACUUUGGACAGAUUGCCGGAACAUCCCGAGGAUAUGAGAACAAACCUCACUAUGGACGAGCUCGUUGAAAGUAUUCGCCGGGUGAAGGAGAGUGGUAAUGAUCUGUUUGGUGCGGGACGGUAUAAGGCCGCUGCGAGGAAGUACCGGAAAUGUAACAGAUACGUCACACAGGCACAGGAAGUGGCAGCCAAGGAGGGGGAUAAGUACCUGAGCGAGCUGUCCUCGUGCGGUCGUCACUGUUGUCUCAACCUGGCGGCGUGUCAGUGCCGUCUGAGGGACUACCGCGCCGCCCUGAGCAGCUGCGAUCAGGUACUCGACGUGGACCCCAAGAACGAGAAGGCCCUCUAUCGCCGCGGUCAAGCAAACUACGCCCUGAAGAACUACGAGGCGGCUCUGAGCGAUCUCAAGCUAGCGGAUAAAGUUUCCCCGCGGAACAAAGCCGUCCAGAAGCUACUGGAAGAGGUCCGCGCGUCCAACAAAAACUACAACGACAUACAAAAGCAGCGGCUGUCAAAAUUUUUUCGUGACCAAAAAGAAAAAAACACAACGUUCGGACAUCACUGAGAUAAGAUUGAAUGUAGUUAUAUAUAAAGUGUUCUGACCACAGAAAUGUACGAAUGUGAUUCACUGAGCGUCGGACGGAGCGGUCCCUGGACCGGGGCGAUGCAUUUAAAUUGAUCGGAACUAGGGGUUCAGUGCUUUAUUUUAAAUAUCCGAGUAUAGUUAGUGAUAGUGUCGUCAUAACUAAAGGUAUACUUGCUGAGCACUGCCAAGUGAACAACGUCGGUUCCGGAGCGUUCCUUCAUAUUUAUCUUACUGAUUUAGCUAAUUUUAUUUUUUAGGUAAAUUGUUACGUCAAUUACGCUAUACCAUGCGGGUGAUGCAAUAUUGGCUCUAUUUAUAAGACAAUAAAGUCCCAAUUUACACGUAUUGGCUUGUUAGUUAUAGUUUACAUUGUUGACGAGAGAUGGUGCUUUCGUGUAACAGGCGGUUCAUUACGCCGCGUCGUAUUUUUAUUUUAAUAUAAUUAAUUACAUAUAUGAUUAUUAUUAUUAUUUUUAUAUUACUUCGUUUUAUCAAAAUUCGUGUAGCAUUCGAAUAAUACGACAAAUAUUGUUAUGAGAGUUUUGAAAUUUUCUGAUGAACUCAUAAUAUUUUCAGAAAAUCAAUUAAACAGCAAUAAUCCUUGUUUAUUAUCGAAACAGAAAAUCAAUAUUUAAGUAUCUUUCGAUUACACGUUUUCAAUGUUCGCUGAUCUCUUAUAUGAAUGUAUUGAAUAUUUUUUUUACGGAUUAUUGUCGCGUGACUUAUAUUUUUGGAUUUAGUUUUUUACAUGAUUAUUCUGUAUGUGUUUUUUUUUUAAAUUCCUAACAUUAUUGUAUACGAGGAGACGUUACUUAGUGAUCGCGAGUGAUAUUUAGUACUGUAGAUUAGGAACUCCAUUGCAGUGUUCGGUUUCGGUAGGUUUUAAGUCGAACCCGUCACCUCCGCGCACAUCCCGUUCACUCAUGUUCAAAAAUGACAACGUAUUUAGCAAUUCGCUCCCGAUAUUGCGCAGUUUGAUACUCAAUGUGAUACUUGGUGUCCGACUCGACGUGGCUAGGUUAAGAGUUUUACAUUCACAUAUGCUGUUUGCAUGUUUAUAUAUUUAGAGAAUAGAUCGCGGAGCCGACCCGCCUCGCCACCGAGGCGGCGGCGUUGUUGAUAUUACAAUACUAGUUUUAUAAUGUACAGUGCGCCGCGUGUUGACAUGUGUACGGCGCGGACGACUGUACGUCGCUUUGUCAGUUUUGACGAUAGUAGCUUUAAAGUAUCCAGCAGUGGAGCUAACAUAGGCAUAAGACAUUAACAUCUAAACCAGUCGCCGGCCACAUCACGACUGUCGCCGUUGUAUGAUUCCACUGAUUGGAUUAUUUUUUUUUGUAAUAAGUAUAUAAUAAAUAUACCGGGAUUUGA